Molecule: messenger RNA, 453 nt
Organism: Schizosaccharomyces japonicus yFS275
Lineage: Eukaryota; Fungi; Ascomycota; Schizosaccharomycetes; Schizosaccharomycetales; Schizosaccharomycetaceae
Product: zinc finger protein Byr3
Exons: 1
Molecular function (GO): nucleic acid binding; zinc ion binding
Source: RefSeq, a predicted model, not a curated record
GCCCGCGAGUGCGUGAAGGGUUCUAUUUGUUACAACUGCAAUCAAACUGGCCACAAGGCCAAUGAGUGCUCUGAACCUCAACGUGAAAAGGCUUGCUACAACUGUGGCACUGCUGGUCACCUUGUCCGUGACUGCCCCACGGCUCCUCCCAACCCUCGCGCUAACGCCGAGUGUUACAAGUGCGGUCGUGUCGGUCACAUUGCUCGUGCCUGCCGUACUAGCGGUCCUGCUGCCGGUGGCCGUCCCGGCCGUUCUAACUUGAACUGCUACGCUUGUGGAUCUUUCGGUCACCAAGCUCGCGACUGCACCCAAGGCGUCAAGUGUUACUCUUGCGGUAAGACUGGACAUCGUAGCUUUGAGUGCGAGCAAUCUGGCGGUGGACAGUUGUGCUACAAGUGCAACCAACCCGGCCACAUUGCCGUGGACUGUGCUCAAGCUCCCAUUGAGGCUUAA